AUGGAGAUGACGUCGACGACGCCGCCGACGUUCACAGGUUCGAAGCAGCAAGGUCCAUAUGUUGUAGAAAUAGGAACACUUGGCCCAUUCAUACACUAUGAGCCUUUUUUUUUGGACCUCGAGGGGGAUGCUCUCGGAUUAAUGGUUUGUGUGUGUGUGUCUGAAUCAUUUGAGGAAUUCCGGGAAUCUGGGGUUCUUUCCACACGAUGUCACGUUUGGUAGGGUCUCGACACGAACAAACUGAACAGUAUACGGGGGACUGGCAAAUUGAAAAGUUACAUUUACCUCUAGCCUGGCAAAAAAACGCCGGGCCAUGAGGGUAUGCGCCUUUAAUAUCACUACCGUAUCUCUCGGAAGACUUCAAGAACCAAACACAACUUAAAAUUAAAUUUCGGUGAAGCUUGUGAUCGACCGGCCCCUGAACAAUGUUAAUUCAAAACGAUAUAUCUCGUCUGCCAGUAGAAGUAUCAAAAAGAAGUCAACUAAUAAAUAGCUCAUGAGGAUAUUAUGCACAUUUUCUCAGUUGAUCACUUUCUGAUAUCUCUACAGGCAGCCAAGAUACAUAAAGAUAUUGGGGUGCCGUUUUAUUACAAGUUUAGAGGAACUCCUACUUCCUCCGAUCCCCCAUCUCUCAUCUAACUCUCACUCUAUCUCUCGUGACGCAUAACACGAACAUAAUCACCGAAUUCUUCUCCUUUCCCCCUCGGAUCGGUCAUUAACACAAGAGACGAAGAAGAAGAAGAAGAAGAAGAAAGUACUUUCUCUGAAUUUCCAUUUUAGACCUUUUGAUUCUCCUGAAAGAGUUUAAAAUAAAAUAUUUCCAUACUUUCCAAAGAGAACCAUCAGAAUCUUGAUUUCAGUGAUAAUCCUGGCUACUCAUUGGGUUUGCUACAUCAGUGAUGCACUAAGAACUUUUUUCCUUUAUCGUUUUGAAUCAACCUGGAUUAUUACUGGAAUCAGGAUUGACAAUUCACACUUGUAAUGCCACCGGUUCUCUUGGGAGAGCGUCGUGCUUGAAAAAGACGACAAUAGCUCAAUAAGCGCUCUUUUUGCAGUUCAAAGAUUGGAUGCGCCGAUCGAGCGCAUCGAGAUUCGACUGAUCGACGACAACACGACGCAUUCGGUGGUGCCGGGUACGGUCGAAAGUCGGGAAGAGCACACGACGACGACGGAGCUCCCACUGCCCCUUCCGACUGUGAACGAAAUGUACAAAAAGGUCGAGUACGUGGUGCAACCGACCGCUUCCGAGCCGACUUCGUCUUCUUCUUCGUCGGCUGAGCCGAUUGUCAUCGGAGAAGAUCCUUCUUACUUCUCGACGGUUUCUUCUUCUUCUUCUUCAUCAUCUUCAGAGAAACAGGCCAGCGCAGAGGUGAGUAUUCGGGCAGACACGCGAUGAAACUGAAUUCAGGCGAAGGCGUGGAUCUCCGUGUCGACGUCAAUUCCAAAGUUCGAGGGAGACAUCGACGAAGACGAUCUUCCGCCGCCGCCCGUUUCUGCGGACUCGGAGGUAAGAGCGUUUUUGCGAAAACCCGCUCUACCGCAAUUCCACGUGAAUACCAGGCCACGAACUUUCGAAUGUCGCACUGAAUUCACGUGGAGAACAUAAAUUUCUACAAAAACCGAAAAAAAGUCAAUUCCGCUAAUUCUCGGAGAAAAAUGUGUUAAACAAUGCGGGCGUCUUGAUUCCAGAAUGUUUCAAUAAAUUUUUUGAAUGUUUUAUUCUCUUCUUAUGUUAGUUUUAUUGGGAAAAAAAAUGAAAAGUGGCCGAAAUUAUUAACACAGUUUAAAUAAAAUACAUUGCAAUUUUAGAACGAGGAGCCGGAAGAGGAGUGUCUGGCGAACCGCGAGAAGUUGAGCGCCGAAGUGAUAAAGCGGCUCGAGGCGGAAACGAGCACCUACUACCGGCUGGUCCGACAGCGGAACGAGCAGCAGAAGGAGUACUGCGCCGGCGAGGCGGCCACCGACACCGCCUCGGACAUGUACCGGCGGUGCAGCAAUUGGCGAGCCGAGAAGCUCGUCUACUACUACAAACUGAUGCGCAAGACCUAUUGUCAGGUGGACAAUUGGCCCAACUCGCCAAAAAUUAAAAAGACGUACGGCGAGUAUUUGAACUUGUUCGGCACGUUUUACGCCUUCCAAAAGUAG
Messenger RNA from Caenorhabditis sp. 36 PRJEB53466, 2145 nucleotides. The record is from the annotation of a GenBank genome assembly. NCBI's taxonomy places the organism in Eukaryota, Metazoa, Nematoda, Chromadorea, Rhabditida, Rhabditidae.